UUGCGGUCACACUACGCUCGCAUUUAGAGCAUGCGAAAUUACUAAUCAAAACAAUUGGCAAUAAAUAAUAAAAGACGAGAAAUGGAUAAUGUAAGAGAACUAAUACAAUUCCUGCAGCCCAACCAGCGACUGGACCUCAAAGCAGUGGCACUGACGCACGUGCUAAGUCUGACUGGAAGUGUUGAGGGCAAAGAGGCCAUACUCUCCCUGGAUGACAUGCUGAUGGCCAUCUUUGGUCUGACCCUCGAUGACAACGCUACAGUUUCAAAGGAUGCAGUUCUCAGUCUGAUUAACCUGACGGCCGAGGAAACUGGCGCAAUCAAAGUCUACGAGCUGGCGAAGCAAGUGCAACCCAGAUUUGCUAUUGCGGAGGUGGCUUCCAAGCAGAUCUGCGACGAGCAGGCAGAGCUUGCGGAUGCUUGGAGCAUGGUGUUGAGCAAUUUGAGCCGCGUCGAGGCGCUCGUACACUCUAUACUGGAUACAUUGGAAUCGACGCUUCCUCAGCUGGCCAAAGCAUUUGCCAAGCUGGAGUACAAUAAGAAAAAAUGCAAGCUGCACUAUUUGGCGCCCAUCUUUUGCAAUCUUACUCAAGUACCACGUGGGCGUGAACUGUGCUGCCAACCCAAGUAUCAGCUGCUGGAGAAGCUCCUGCCCUUUGCCUCGUUCGAAGAGAGCGUGGUGCGCCGCGGCGGUACCAUUGGCAUCAUUAAAAACAUAUGCUUUGAUGCAGUGUAUCACGAUGUAAUAUUAAACGAGCAGGAUGACAUAUUGGUAGCCAUACUGCAGCCGCUAUGCGGGCCCGAAGAGUUCACAGACGAGGAAAUGGAGAAGCUGCCCAUUGAGCUGCAGUAUCUGCCUGAGAGCAAGACUCGCGAAACGGAUCCGGAUCUGCGCAGGAUGUUGCUGGAAUGCCUGUUGCAAUUGUGCGCCACUCGCCGAUGUCGCGAAGUGCUGCGCGCCAAAGGCGUCUAUGAAAUACUGCGCGAGUACCACAAAUGGGAGGCGAAAGUGGGUCGCGAAAGCGAGUGCUUGCUGGCUUGCGAAAACGUUGUGGAUAUUCUGAUCAAAAAAGAGGACGAAAUUGGACUGGACAAUUACAAAAGUGUCGAGGUGCCUGCAGAUCAAGCCGACAAAUUUGUGCAGGAGGAUGCCGCCUAUGUGAAGAGUCUUUUAGAUUAGCGCAAGACACUAACUCACUGUAAAUAUAGAUAUAUAGAUAAAUUCUUAAGGACAUCUUGAUUUUUCAAUA
Messenger RNA from Drosophila grimshawi, 1249 nucleotides. Its product is annotated as protein HGH1 homolog. The transcript has 5 exons. Lineage: Eukaryota; Metazoa; Arthropoda; Insecta; Diptera; Drosophilidae. Bases 82 to 1179 code for a protein of 365 amino acids. The record is from RefSeq and is a predicted model, not a curated record.